UGAUCUCUCCACGUAAAACUCACGUGACUCCUCUCCCCACGUGACAUUCGUCGGACACUUGGCAAUAUCAUGGCUGCAGCAGCGCAACCUGUCUACUGGCUGGGUAAUGACACCCUGAGGGUGUCUGCUGCCCUUUUUGCCGAGAACCGACGACGACUGUGCCAGGGGCUGAAAGCCAAAGAUGGUGUGGUGCCAAAGUCAGUAGUGGUGCUGCAGGGAGGAGAACAGACGCAGAGGUACUGCACGGACACAGACGUCCUCUUCAGACAGGAGUCUUUCUUCCACUGGGCUUUUGGAGUGACUGAGGCUGACUGCUACGGAGCCAUUGAUGUGGACUCUGGGAAAUCCAUUCUUUUUGUUCCUAAACUGCCCGAAAGCUAUGCUACUUGGAUGGGAGAGAUCUUUCCCAAAGAGCACUUCAAGGAGAAGUAUGCUGUUGAUGAGGUGCACUACACCUGUGACAUAGCCGAUGUCCUGUCCAACAUAAAACCAGCAGUUCUCCUCACACUGCGAGGACAGAAUACAGAUAGUGGGAGCACUUGCCGUGAGGCCUCCUUUGAUGGAAUUAGUCGCUUCCAAGUGAACAACACUCUUUUACACCCUGUCAUUGUCGACUGCCGUGUCGUUAAGACUGAUAUGGAGCUGGAGGUCUUGCGCUACACCAACAGAGUUUCCAGUGAAGCCCACAAAAUGGUCAUGAAGCAUGUGAAACCUGGAAAGAAAGAAUAUGAAAUGGAGAGUCUUUUCCAGCACUACUGCUAUACUAAAGGAGGAAUGCGCCACACCUCUUACACCUGUAUCUGUGGAACUGGCAAUAAUUCCUCUGUUCUCCAUUAUGGUCAUGCUGGCGCUCCUAAUGACAAGACAAUCACAGGUGGAGAUAUGUGUCUCUUUGAUAUGGGUGGAGAGUACUAUUGCUACUCCUCAGACAUCACCUGCUCCUUCCCAGCUAAUGGCAAGUUCACUCCAGACCAGAGGGCCAUCUACGAAGCCGUCCUGAAAGCCUCACGUGCUGUGAUGGCUGCCCUCAGACCAGGUGUGAAGUGGACCGACAUGCACCGCUUGGCUGACAAGGUUCACCUGGAAGAACUUGUAAAGAUUGGCAUCCUACAUGGCAGCGUGGAGGACAUGAUGAAGGUCCACCUGGGCUCUGUAUUCAUGCCCCAUGGCCUUGGACAUUUGCUGGGUAUUGAUGUGCAUGAUGUAGGAGGUUACCCUGAGGGUAUCGAGCGAAUUGACGAGCCUGGUUUGAAGAGUCUUAGGAUGGGCCGCCUGGUGCAGGAACGGAUGGUUCUUACCGUGGAGCCUGGCAUAUACUUCAUCAACCACCUGCUGAACCAGGCCCUGGCUAACCCUGCCCAGAGCUGCUUCAUCAACAACCAAGUGCUGGCUCGCUUCCGUGGCUUCGGAGGGGUUCGCAUUGAAGAUGACAUCGCGGUCACAGCAGACGGCAUAGAGCUGCUGACUUGUGUACCUCGUACAGUUGAGGAGAUUGAAGCUUUUAUGGCUGACUCCACAAAACCUUUCAGUCCAGUUGUCUAAAGAAACUGAAUUAACUUUCAUUGAAAUUUUCUAUAUGAUUACUGAGGAAUAUCAACAGUAAUCAGUAAAGCUCAACUUAUUUCUUUGACUCUCAUAUCUUAAUCAUGAAACAAAUACACAAUCGAGAUCAGAAGUUUCACAUAAAGCUUUCGUAAAGUUUAAAGUUCUGAUGUACAUUAGCCACUGUCAGUUUUACUUGACAAACUUUACAAUAAUACAGUAUUACAUUAAAAUCUUUGUGCCUCCAAGGAAAAUACAUUUUCUGAUUUAAAAAAAUAUUCUUAUGUUCCUCUUUAUAAACAUUGCAUUGAAAUGGCAUUAAAUAAAUCUUUUAAUUUUCA
Oreochromis aureus is the source of this 1883-nucleotide messenger RNA. RefSeq names its product peptidase D (gene pepd). The transcript is spliced from 15 exons. Bases 70 to 1542 code for a protein of 490 amino acids. NCBI's taxonomy places the organism in Eukaryota, Metazoa, Chordata, Actinopteri, Cichliformes, Cichlidae. Gene Ontology annotation, molecular function: metalloaminopeptidase activity; manganese ion binding. The record is from RefSeq and is a predicted model, not a curated record.